CAACAGUAAAUGCGGGCAUCCAGACGCCCGACUGAGUGCGGCGGUUCCUUCCCGAUAGCUCGGAUGCCAGUGCAUGGAAAGGGCGAAACAAACACGCACACAAACAAACCCAAGCCAAACCGAUUCGGAGAGAAGGCAAAUGCGUAUUGUCACGGACGCUCAGUGAUGCUACAGCAAGUUGAAGUCCUGGAAGUAAAACCGCAGCAGAUUGGGAAUAAACGGAUUGGAGAUCGGCGUUGCUCAUUGCAGAGCGCACUCACAUCAUUGGGAAUACAGAGACGCAGCGUGGAUUUACCGGAGUCCUCAGUUUGUGAACUGAAGUCAACCCAUUUUCUGCAACGUAUUUUCUUUUCGUAACAUUCUUUUCUAUUUUUUUCCUGCUGUUGUGUUUCAUUAGAUUUGUUAUCCCCUCUAUGUUCUAAUGUUAAGUAUACCCUUUUCAUUUUAUUUUCUCAUCCUGGGUUCGUCUUUGCGAGGGUAGAUUGUGGUGAACGAUACUCGAUCUCUCAAACUGAGUCGUGUCAUGGAUGGCAAAUUUCAUUUGCAUCUACGGAUCAAAGCGGGGAAUAUAGAAUAACUACUGCUGACAGAGACAAGGACAAAUGACAUAGGAUGAACACUGCUGGUCAUCUCUGUCUGUCUGUGCUGUCGUACCUUUUUGGACUGGCCUGGGCCACGGAGCCGCUAGGUCAGGCUGCCCCCUGCUCCUCUCUGGUGGCUGGGGUCUUGUACGGCUCCUUUUCGCUCAGGGACCUCUUUCCCAGCCCGUCGGCUCUGGCGUCCGGAUGCUCGUGGACUGUGGAGAACCCUGACCCCACCAAGUACUCACUCUAUUUCCGUUUCAAUCGCCAUGCCGGCGCCUGUUUAGCUUUUUCCCCUCUAGUGCUGCCCUUGGACCACUACCUCUCAAAUCAGACUUGUGGCCCCCCAGACCAGGCCUUUCCUUCGGUCUCCGAAGCUGUUGAGCUCUGCAUGGUCCCUGGACCACACACCUUCCUGCAGUUUGAUAAAAACUUUGUGCAGUUGUGCUUGACUGCCCACCCCAGCGCAGAAAACAAUAGCCAGGAUGAGCAAGGAGCAACCCCACUGUCGGCGGAAACUCUCGACUUCCGGCUCGUAGAGGUACUGCUCAUCAACAACGAGAACUCCAGUCAGUUUACGUGUGGAGUCCUGUGUCGAUGGUUCGAGGAAUGCUUGCACGUCGGCUCAGGUUGGGAGGCAGAGAGCUGCAGUAUCACGCAAACGGGUUGCGUUUGCCCCAACACUGCGCCUCCGGUCUCGCUUUUGCCCACCACACCCCAUAAUCACUCCUUAGACCCAGACGCUAGUGUGUUGCAACCGCCACCCGACGACUGUUGUGUCACACAGCUGCAUUCAAAGACUGGCAUCGCUAUCGCACCAAGAGAUGUCAGGCAAGAACCUGAUGACGAUGAGCAGAAGGUGAAGACACAGAGACCAAGAUCAGCUGACCAGCCAGGUGUGUUCCAGGCUCAGACAGGUGACCCAGCAGCAGAGGAAUGGUCUCAAUGGAGCGUGUGUUCGUUGACAUGUGGGCAGGGUUGGCAGGUUCGUUCUCGUUCGUGUGUAUCUUCUCCAUACGGGACCCUCUGCAGAGGCCCGCUGAGAGAGACCCGACUGUGUAACAAUACUGCCACCUGCCCAGGUGAGCCGCAGCAUCAAGCAGUGCAUGGGCUGUGGGAGGAGUGGUCUUCAUGGAGCUUGUGCUCAGUCACGUGUGGCCGUGGCUCUCGGACCCGAAGCAGGAUCUGUGUGGUACCUCUUCUUGGAAGCAAGGGCUGUGGAGAGCCCGAGGUGCAGACCAAACUCUGCAAUAUAGCUGUAUGCCCUGUAGAGGGGCAGUGGUUGGACUGGGCGGCCUGGUCUCAGUGCUCUGUUUCCUGUGGUUCUGGCACUCAGCAGAGACAGCGGCGAUGCAGUGUGUCGGUACAUGGCUGGGCAGAGUGCAAAGGCCCGCAUGCGGAAACUCGCGAAUGCACCAACCCAUCUUGCGGGGGUGGAGGUAACUGGGGAGCUUGGAAUCACUGGAGUCUUUGCUCCAAAACGUGCGAUUCCGGUUGGCAGCGGCGUUUCCGGAUGUGUGAAGGCACAGGGAUCCAGGGUCACCCAUGUGAUGGCUCCGGGGAGGAAGUGCGUGCCUGCAAUGACAAGAAGUGCCCAGCAUCUCAUGAAAUCUGUAAAGACGAGUACCAAGUAUCCAUGACGUGGAAGAGAGCAUCAGCUGGAGAGACUGUAUACAACAAGUGUCCAUCAAAUGCCACUGGAUCUGCUAGUCGUCGUUGUUUGCUGGACGUUAAUGGAGUUGCUUACUGGGGUCCUCCGAGCUUCGCCCGAUGUGUCUCACUCGAAUAUAGAUAUUUACAUUUAUCUUUGCGAGAACAUCUUGCGAAGGGUCAGAGGACCCUGGCAGGGGAGGGCAUGUCUCAGAUCGUGAGGAGUCUCCUGGAGUUAAUGUCCCGUAAGGAUUAUUAUAGCGGUGACCUCUUAUUCUCCGUGGAGAUUCUCCGAAAUGUGACGGACACCUUCAAGCGAGCAACCUACAUCCCAGCUCCUGACGACGUGCAGAAAUUUUUCCAGAUUGUCAGCUUAAUGUUGGACAUUGAAAACCUUGAGAAAUGGGAAGACGCCCACCAGGUCUCUCCAGGUUCCACAUUGCUGAUGCGAGUUGUGGAAGACUUCAUUCAUCUAAUUGGAGAAGCUCAGAAGCCGUUCCAAAGCUUUCUGGUUGUCACCAACAACCUCAUCAUCACCAUCCAACGAGAGCCGGUUUCGGCUGUAUCCAGCGACGUCAACUUUCCUAUGAAGGGAAGGAGAGGGAUGAAAGACUGGGCGCGAUCUGCAGAUGACAAACUCUUCAUUCCCAAAGAAGUCUUUAUCCUUUCUUCAGAUGAAUCCGACGACACGCCGUACUUUGUCAUUGGAGCCAUCCUGUACCGCACCCUCGGCCUCAUAAUGCCUCCACCCAAAGAUCCAUUUGUGAUCAGCUCAAAGAUACUGACAGUGACGGUGCGUCCUUUACCUAAGCCCACCGAGCCGCUGGUGUCAGUAGAGCUCGCCCCUUUGCUUAACGGCACAGUGGAUCCUCAGUGUGUCGUCUGGGACUAUGAAAACUCAGAGACUGGCGAGGAAAACUGGGACACAGAAAGCUGCCAAACGCUUCCAUCGCCGGCACUCUCCCACACCAAAUGCCUGUGCAGCAAGCUGUCCACCUUCGCAGUUUUAGCACAGAAAGCUAAGGAACCGGGUAUGGGACCCUCCAGUAUGCCGUCUGUGCCCCUCAUGGUGGGCUGUGGCAUAUCCUGCACGGCUCUACUCAUCCUGCUGCUCAUCUACGCUGCCUUUUGGAGAUACAUCCGUUCAGAAAGGUCCAUCAUCUUGGUGAACUUCUGCAUGUCCAUACUAGCCUCCAAUGUGCUUAUACUAGUAGGACAGUCCCAGACUCUCAGUAAGGGGCUGUGCACUGUGACUGCUGCCUUUUUGCACUUCUUCUUUCUGGCCUCUUUCUGCUGGGUGCUGACAGAGGCGUGGCAGUCCUACCUGGCCGUGAUUGGCAAGAUGAGAUCCCGCCUCAUUCGAAAGCGUUUCCUGUGCCUGGGCUGGGGUCUUCCUGCCCUUGUGGUUGCUGUAUCUGUGGGCUUCACCCGGGCUAGAGGUUACGGCACGCCAAAUUAUUGCUGGUUGUCUUUGGAAGGCGGGCUGCUCUAUGCAUUUGUUGGCCCUGCUGCUGUCAUUGUACUGGUCAACAUGCUAAUUGGAAUAGUGGUCUUCAACAAGCUCAUGUCUAGAGAUGGCAUCUCAGACAAGUCCAAAAAGCAGAGAGCAGGCCCGCCAGUGGAGGCACGUAGCAGGCUGCUCCUGAAAUGCUCCAAGUGUGGGGUGAUCUCCAGUACCGCCUUGUCCAGCUCUACCGCCAGAAGCGCCAUGGCGUCUUUAUGGAGCUCUUGUGUGGUUCUCCCCUUGUUGGCUCUCACAUGGAUGUCAGCAGUGCUGGCCAUCACCGACCGCCGCUCCACGCUCUUCCAGGUGCUCUUCGCUGUCUUUGACUCAGUCCAAGGCUUUGUUAUUAUCACCGUGCACUGCGCCAUGCGCCGAGAGGUGCAGGAUGCUGUGCGCUGCAGAAUGGGUGGCUGCAAAGACGACAGUGAAAACUCCCCUGACUCCUGCAAGAACGGCCAGGUGCAGAUCAUGACUGAUUUUGAAAAAGAUGUGGAUUUGGCCUGUCAAACGGAGAGAGGACACCCAUUCAUCUUUAAGGAGGUGAAUACCUGUAAUCCUGCUACCAUAACUGGCACUCUAUCACGCAUCUCCCUGGAUGAUGAGGAUGACCCCAAGUUGGCGGCCCACCAGGAAGGAGUCAACUUCAGCAGCCUGCCGGGGAACAUCCCACCGCCUAACCUCCUGGUGCAGGUACCUCCACUGGGUCCCCUGAACGAGCUUAGCGAGCAGUCACUGAAGAAGGAGGUCAAUAUGGACCAGCAAGGUCAACACCAGCGAUCUGGACCCAUCUACUUGUGUACUGAGAGUGGGCUGGGCUGGGCCCGACCGAACCCUCCUUCCACCCAAGAUUCAGCUGGUGUUGGAAGCAGUGAAGGAGACUACAUGGUUCUACCACGUCGGACAGUCAGUCUUAAGCCCCCUCCUCCAUCCCAGGAUGAGGGCAAGCCCUUGAACAUUACAGUAGAUGAUCCACCCUUUCCCCCACCCCCUUCACCCCUGACUCUACAUCCAGCCGAGAGCGAGGCGUACCCAGCGGACUUUGCAACCAUGGACCACAUCAGCAUGAACUUAAACCGCUCUUACGGCACGCUGAAACAGCUGCCAGCCCAUGCCGGGCACACGCACUCUCACACCAACACCCAUACCCUACAGGUCAAGCAGAAUCGAUCCUCUGUCCGGCAGAUUCUUACCUCGGGGACAGUAGAGCGCACCAGAACCCUUCCCCGCAACCUGGGCAGCACCAACUCCAGCCACUCGGCUGGAUCUUUGGAAAGGAAAAGGGUUCGGUACUCUGAGCUGGACUUUGAGAAAGUGAUGCACACUCGCAAAAGACACUCAGAGCUGUACCAUGAACUCAACCACUCCACCAAGUUCCACACCAUAGACAGGUAUAACAGGGACCCUGCCAUGUCCUCCUUUAAGAGGGAAAGGCGAUGGAGCAUUUCGUCUGCCGGAGGUGAAAAGAAUUCCUCGAGUGACAAAUCCACCACAGACGACCAGCGAUCUUGGGACAGCUUUAAAACCAUGAACCCCGAUCAGUCGUAUGGCAGCAGUGAACACAAGGACAGGCUGGAGUUACUCAGUAAACCCUGGGACACUUCCUCCGCAAUCACACCGGACACAUCCGAAGGAGACUUCCAGACUGAAGUGUGAAGAAAACACACAUCAUCCACAAACUGAGUGAAGACUAAACUCUGGUACAUACACCGUCUGUGAUCUUCAGCAGGACGUUCGCUAAAGGAUUCUGUACUUGUUUACAGGUGCGAGGACAGAUCAGAGAAGAAGAAGCUCUAUUCUAUAUUUUCACACAGAGACAUGAAAUGAACGUGUGGGGCUGGGAGCGUAUGGUAAACAUUUUUAACAAACUGUUUCUGAGAUGUCUUGAUUUUACUCCAGAAAAAAAUCUUGUUCACCUGUUUGCAGAUUUGGGAAUUUAAAAAAGUAAUAUUUCUGCACCCUUCUUUUUAUAAUGGAGAGAAAAAAUCCAGUACUAAUGAUUCGCACACUGUUGAACCUUUAGGGUUUUUCCUCUUUUCAUUCCUUGGAUGAUUCUAGGUCCGUUAUAGUUUAUCUUUUUGUUUUUUUUGGGGAGAGAGGGAAAGUUUUAAAGGGUUCAUUAAUAUGUGCCAUCUCUUCUGCUUUUCAUCUCUGCAUCAGGCAUACACACAACAUCAUUUUAGUGUUAAAUAUCUUUUGUGUGUGUGUUUUCAUUUGGAUUGUUUGUCCGAUCUUCGAUUUUUGUUUCUUAAAAAGUCGCCUAAACUUCAGGUAUCAUGUUUUUGGAGGCACUGAUAAAGGCUUUUGAUUUAUGUUUUCCAAAAUGUGGGGAGAAAAUAUUGUGCUUUAUUUUUAUUUGCAACAGCUGUUCAUGCACACUAGGAAAAUAUUUUUGAUCCCGCUUAGCUGUGAGCCUUCAAUCCUACACAAAACAAAAAGAGAAAUCACAUUUAUUUUCCUCAGUUAUUUCCCACUGUUUUCCUGGCAGCAUGGCGUUCCAGAAUGGGUUUACCCAGUAGGACAUAGACACACCUGGAUCUGAGAACUAAAUUUAAAGAACUGCUAGUGUUAGUGUUAACCAUUGCUUUUUCAUUUUGAUCUACCAACAUAAAAGUGAAUGAUAGUGCUAAGUUUCCACAUUUCUGAUACUUUCCCAUCUUUGUGCUGUGCAGAAAGUUGCGGUUUGUGAUGUUUUCAUUUAAAUCCCAUGCUCUGUUUCAAAACCUAAUGAGCUGCCUACGGAGGAAGCGUUUUAGGACUUCAUGAGUUCGCUCCUGACGCGGAGGCUGUUGUAUAAUGCAGGCAACCUAAUUAUGCUGCCUACUAAGAUGCCUUGUUUUACCCAAAUUCUAAGUCAGUAUUGCAUGUAUCCUUUGCGCAGAGGGCCAUCCCACAAUGCACUGUGACAGCUCAGAGGAGAAAAUAUUGUUUAGAGGUAUUUCUUUAUUGUAGUUUAGGAGAUUAGGUGCUCAGUUACUACAACUUGGACCCUAAAAAUUGCUGGGUUAUUUUUCAACCCAGUUAUGGGUCAAAAAGGGAUGCGCCCAGCCACUUGCGUUGAAAUUUAACUUAUGCUGGGCUGUUUUAACUCAUUGUUGGGUCAAGUAUAUCCAUUUUCGGGGUAAUUUAACCCAACGGUUGGCUCAUCCCUUUUUGACCCAAUGCUCGGUUGAAAAUAACCCAGCGUUUUUAGAGUGUAGUCAAAUGAUGUUGAAACCUAUCCCAGCAAUCAAUAGUCAUUCCACCAUUUAGUUUAACUAUAGACCCAUUAUAGUCUGGCUAUGAGUAACCUACUUCUAGCCAAAAUAAACUUGAAUUUGGUUACAUGUUUUGACAAAAUAACUAGCGCAAUAUAUAUGAUAUUUCUUCAUGUAAUCAAAGUCAACAGUUUUUUAUUUAACAUUUAUUUUUAUGUCUUGACAUCUAUUAAAAUUUUACUGACAGAUUUGCCUUGUUUUAGCCUCGACAUCUGGGCUGUGUUUGGACGCUAUAAUGUUACGUACACACCAAAUGCGUAGCAUCGCGUUGCUCGCUCUAGAUUAUUCGCGGGAUUUAACUUUGUGUCUUGCGAAUUUUUCACUUGAGUUGAAUAUUUUUAACUUGCGCGAAGACGCGUUUGAGGCGAAUAGCACGUGUUUUCGCGUCAAUCGCGCCGCCCAAUUUGCGUCAUUUGCAUCGCCCCGCACGAGGACGCGUCUGAUCGUGUCUUUGCAUUGACUUUGUAUGUAAUCUACUCGCGCAAAUUGUUGAACUCGCGUUUGGUGUGUAUGCCCCAUAAGAGGUCUUAUGCUACGUACACACCAAACGCGUAGCAUCGCGUUACUCGCUCUAGAUUACUCAUGGGAUUUAACUUUGUGUCAUGCAAAUUUUUCGCUUGAGAUGAAUAUUUUCAACUUGCGUGAAGGUGCGUUUGAGGCGAAUAGCAUGUGUUUUCGCGGCAAUUGCGGCGCCCAAUUUGCGUCAUUUGCAUCGCCCCGCACGAGGACGCGUCUGAUCGUGUCUUUGCAUUGACUUUGUAUGUAAUCUACUCGCGCAAAUUGUUGAACUCGCGUUUGGUGUGUAUGCCCCAUAAGAGGUCUUAUGCUACGUACACACCAAACGUGUAGCAUCGCGUUGCUCUCUCUAAAUUACUCGCGGGAUUUAACUUUGUGUCAUGCAAAUUUUUCGCUUGAGAUGAAUAUUUUCAACUUGCGUGAAGGCGCGUUUGAGGCGAAUAGCUCGUGUUUUCGCGGCAAUUGCGGCGCCCAAUUUGCAUCGUCCCACGUGAGAAGGCUUCUGAUCGCGUCUUUGCAUUGACUUUGACUUUUUAAUCUACUCACGCAAAUUGUUGAACUCGCAUUUGGUGUGUAUGCCCCGUUAUAAAUGCAAAAUCCAUUGCUGGGCUGAAACAAAUGUUAAAAUGCAUUAAGAGCAUGGAGCUAUACAAUUGUCUAGAUUGUAUAGGUAAAAUAAUCUGGAUUUGGGUAAAUUUGAUGAAAAAAUUUUAUGUUCACACUGAAACCUUCAAAAAUCUUGAUUGCAUAUUGAAUUUGAGCUCAGUUUGCUACAUUGUAAAGAUGUCUUUAAUGGAGACGUAUGUGAGAUUUCUCAGAUUUUUUCCAAGGAGAAAUAUCUGAGAAAGAAUUUAAAUGAGCUCUCUCCAAAUUUUGAUUCGAUCUCUGCUUGAUGUCUAGGAGAAAUAAUUAAAGAGAUUUUAUCUUUGAUUCUUCAUUAUAUUUAGAAGCCCAGUAAAAAAAUAAACAUAUACAGAAAAAUAUCAUUCAUGCUACAAACUUCAGCUCAAUUUAUCCAGGACUUUCUCACCCAGCGUGUUCUGUGUUCGUAUGCUCAUUAAUGUAUUGUAGUGUUAGCUUGCCAAUUAGUGAAGCACUAUCUACAGCGUUCCAAAAUCGUCCACAUUCGAGCUUCCAUGACGGUUGUCUAUACAGGCAUCUCGCUAGGCUUUGCAACAGAGUGUUUAUUUUUUAUCUGCGGCAUUACUCUACCAGUAAGCCUGAAUUGAUUCAGAUUUAUUUCUGCUCUCCGACUGCAGAGUUUGACAGUCGGCUUAAUGUUAAGCAGACUGCAGAGGUCAUCUUUGCCAACCCAUUCCUCUUUACAACCAGUUCAUUAGUUGUGUUGGCUGAUGUAACUGCACACGGUGACUUGGAGUGGGAAAGCGAGGGAGAAAGUGGAAAUGGAGAGAGAGGUGUGGUAAUUAUCUGGCCGGAAUAGCGAUUUGUCAUGACAUUUUUCUUACUUGGCGCAAGUUUUUAUCUGCUCAAAGAUCCCUGAAGUCAGCACAUCAUAUAGGCACAGUGGCAGGACAGGAGCAUGCCAUUUCAGCCUUUGGAAGUAAUCUGCACUAAUGGGGUACACGAGCUUCUCGCCUCCCAUGAUAUAUAUCUCCAAACCGCUGUUGCGGUUAAAACUAGUUUAUCUUUCCUUUAUUAACCACGGGCCAAGAUUCAAGGUUGCUGUCAUAUAUGAGUUUAAUAUUUUGCAUGUGUGGUAUUCACGACUUUGGUCACAGGAAGUGAGGUCAUUCAUACCAAACCAAACAGGUAAGUCCUCAAUUUUAUGCAGCUGUAUGCAUACAAUACAUUUACAGUGCCUGUUUUGUUUUUGUUGCUGUUUGGUCUGAUGCAGUUGUCAGUUUUCUUUUUCAUCAAUUCAUCAUUCUCCUUUGCAUAUGAGUGUUUGAUUUUUUUAUAAACGUUUACAGAACCCUACUUACUGUAGCUGGAGAAUUACACCUAAAAUCCCACUAAAUUUACUAUGUUUUGAACAGAUUGCUCUUUAAAAUCUUGAGAUUCUUGAGAAUGGCCUUACACUCACAUAAAAUUUGGAGGAUUAUGAGGAGGAUUAUGGUUACUUUUGGUAAAUGACUGAAGAACAGUCUAAUGGCGGACCUAUUGGAGAUCGAACACGUUUCCUUGGACUUCCUAAUCUAUGGGAUGUUUUGUCAUGUUUUAAACUUUGGAUCCUUCCCUUGCCAGCACACACAAUCCCAUUGGCUAAAGAAGAUGGCUAUUAAAGAAAAUCCUACUUGCACCAUUUAAGUUUUUUAUACAUAAGAUUGUACAAAGUAGUCCUCUACUGUUUUCAUAGAGUGUCUUUUUAUAUGAAAAUAAAUUUUCAAACAGA
Misgurnus anguillicaudatus (oriental weatherfish) is the source of this 9858-nucleotide messenger RNA. The record is from RefSeq and is a predicted model, not a curated record. Lineage: Eukaryota; Metazoa; Chordata; Actinopteri; Cypriniformes; Cobitidae.